UAAAAUUCGUAAAAAUAUGGGCAAUUGAUCAGGAACUUCUUCUAAAGGAGCCAAAGGCGUUAAGAAACCAGGCAAGAAUAAUCCCAAAGCCAAGAUGCAAGGCGCUAGAGCCUCAAUGAAGAAGGGUGUUGGAUCUGGAGCUCCAGGAGGAGACUUCGGAGGACAGUUUCAAGUUGAGGAUAAUAGGAGAGAAGCACCAAAACUUGUAGGAACUGAGUAUGCUCCGGAUCUAGAGUUAGAACAGGGAUUCCCUGAUGCAAAGACUAGUUAUCAGUCCAAACCAUGCCUUGAGGGUGUAGAGGACGAGUAUACCCAAGCUGAUAGGGCCAAACUUCUCAAGAAGAAAUUGAGAAAUGGUAUGCAAGAUGCUUUUGGAGGUGAUGCAGACUUCCUACAAGCAGCUGCUGCCAGCUAAAUAG
Molecule: messenger RNA, 419 nt
Organism: Moneuplotes crassus
Lineage: Eukaryota; Ciliophora; Spirotrichea; Euplotida; Euplotidae
Source: the annotation of a GenBank genome assembly